Messenger RNA from Procambarus clarkii (red swamp crayfish), 534 nucleotides. NCBI's taxonomy places the organism in Eukaryota, Metazoa, Arthropoda, Malacostraca, Decapoda, Cambaridae. The record is from RefSeq and is a predicted model, not a curated record.
AUGAGGACUCCUGGAAGCCCACGAGGACUCCUGGAACCCCACGAGGACUCCUGGAACCCCACGAGGACUCCUAGAACCCCACGAGGUCUCCUGGAACCCCACGAGGUCUCCUGGAACCCCACGAGGACUCCUGGAACACAACGAGGGCUCCUAGAACCCCACGAGGUCUCCUGGAACCCCACGAGGACUCCUAGAACCCCACGAGGUCUCUUAGAACCCCACGAGGGCUCCUGGAACCCCACGGGGUCUCCUAGAACCCCACGAGGUCUCCUGGAACCCCACGAGGGCUCCUGGAACCGCACGAGGGCUCCUGGAACUCCACGAGGGCUCCUGGAACUCCACGAGGACUCCUGGAACCCCACGAGGACUCCUGGAACCCCACGAGAACUCCUGGAACCCCAAGAGGGCUCCUGGAACCCCACGAGGGCUCCUGGAACCCCACGAGGGCUCCUAGAACCCCACGAGGGCUCCUGGAACUCCACGAGGUCUCCUAGAACCCCACGAGGUCUCCUGGAACCCCACGAGGGCUCCUAG